AUGUGGUACUACUGCUAAUGUUGAAAAGCAUUUAAGUAGUGAAACUGUUCUGCUGUGAUUUCUUGGCUUCUUUGGAAAUAAAGCGAAAAGGAAAGCACCAAGAGGGCUGGCAGGAUGGUGACCAGCGACCAGAACUGGCUACGUUGAAUAAUUUACUCAAUAGUUCUAUAUUGUUCUAUAUUGAGUGUUUGGUGGUUAUGUCUACGGAUACACAACUUCAAAGCCAAUCCGGAAUUCGUUAUAUACGUGUGAAUGUUUGAAACAGUUGUGUGUAGCUUCUGUGUGAAAAAUGGAUGUAGCUGCAUUUUCUGAUGAUAAUUUCCAAGUAGAAGACUGGAUUAAUAAGACAUUCAAAUUUGCUGAGGCUCAGGAGAACAAAGAUGCAUUUGUGUCAUCUCUUAUUAUGAAGUUGCAGUUGUAUGUGCAACAAGUGAACAGUGCAUUGGAGGAUACAAGUCAACAGGUACUCCAAAGCCUGCCUCGAGUGAUGAGAGACACUGAAAUACUUCAUCAGGAAGCAUUAUUGCUACGUGACAAAAUGCAUUCAGUGAAACAGGAAAUUGCUAAGGUUGAGCAAGACACAGGACAGUCCAUGAAAAUCCUGGAGCGAAUUGACACAUUAAAAACAGAACUUCAAAUAGCAAAACAAGCUUUGCAUGAAGCGGACAACUGGACUGUGCUUGCUACAGAUCUGGAAGAGGUAUUUGAAUCUGGUGAUAUAGAAAGUAUUUCAGCAAAACUUGUGAGCAUGCAGCAGUCUUUAAGGAUCUUAGCAAAUGUUCCAGACUAUGAAGAUAGGAAACUUCAGUUAGAGGGCUUGAAGAACAGGCUAGAAGCAAUGACAAGUCCACUGUUAGUUCAGGCUUUUACUUCUUCAUCUGUUGAGCAAUCACGGGUGUUUGUGAGGAUCUUCACAGCAAUAGACCGCCUUCCACAACUGCUCAAGUAUUAUCACAAGUGUCAGAAGGGGGUAUUGAUGCAGCAGUGGCAAAAUUUGGUAGAGACGGAACAGGAUGAAGGGGUUGCAGAAUGGAUGCAUAAGUUCUAUGAUAUACUCCUGUCCAAUUGGCAUGAUCAGGUUAAAUGGUGUUGCCAGGUGUUUACAUCUGCGUCAGUAGCCAACACUCUUAUUGAAUUAUACGCAGACACACUAAAAAGUCUGGAUCCCAGUUUCAGUGCAUGUAUUGAUGCAGCAUUGAAGCAGCAGUCUGAUCAGUUAACUUUUUUAAUGGAUCUUCGGCAGAUCACCAAGCACUUUGCUGUGAACUUGCAGGUUGCGGUCGAUUCUGCCAGUCAGGGUAAACCAGUUAAUAAGGAAGGACUGCUAUUACUGGCUCAGUCUGUGUAUUCUCCUUAUGUGGCACAUGUGUCAAAAUAUGCACACUAUGAGCAGACAUAUCUAGUGCAGCAACUAACAGUCCUGGAAUGCAGUAAAACUGACCUAAUGGACACAGUACAGAGUCUGGGUCAGUCUACUCCACGAGCCAUUUCAAUAGCAGUUGAGGCUAAUAAGAGAUGUUUAUUGUUCACGGAAGGUUGUGGGUACUGUGGCCUCAUAAAGGCUCUAAAAAUAUACAUCAGCAAGUACCUGGACCAGUAUCGUCACAUUCUUCGUCAGCUUGACUUCCAGAAAAGUGAUAGAGAAGAUUGGAAUAUGUUUCAGAUGUGCCUCACACUGCUUCAGAGUGUUGGGGAGCUGUUGAAUCAGCUCAGACAGCUAGAUCGAGAUGUGACUCGCAGUUUACUAGAUGUAUCACGCAAGUUGAGUGAUUUGAAUGGAAGCAAGGAAGGGAAUCCCUUUAUCCAGUUCAAGAAACUGCUUUUAUCUUCUGCAGGACAGAAAGAAUUAGAUGCUUUGUUCAGCAGUAUGCAAGAAGGAGAACAGAUGUUGCUGGAGGAACAUAUAACUCUGUCACUGAACAAGCUGUGCAGCGAUGUACAUCAUACAACAUUUCAAGUUAUCUUUGCUCCCAUCUCAGUGCAAUUAGAACAAGUUCAGUCUGCAUCUGCUUGGAGCAGUGUCAGUAAGCCAGCAACUGCUAUUUCAGCAGAUCUUCCUGCUUUCAGCUUUGCCCCACAGGAAUAUAUUACACAGAUUGGCCAGUAUUUAAUGACACUUCCGCAACACUUGGAGCCGUUUCUACUGCAAGACAAUCCAUCUCUAACACUGGCUCUUCGUGUGGCCGAUGCUAAGUAUGAGCUGCUGUCUGGAGGAGCAGAAGGUGGCUUUGCAGAUGUACUGCUUGGUAUCAUUGCUAAAGGCACUUGCCAAACAUAUUGUGACAACAUCCUUGGUAUCUGUGAAUUGGGACCUGGUGCUUGUAAACAGCUCGCUACAGAUAUUGACUAUCUAGGCAAUGUUUUGGAAGACCUGGGGUUAUCACUGUCAGACCAUCUGCAACAAGUAUCAACAUUACUCAGACUGUCACCUGAGGAGUACCAGACCAAGAGCUCUGGAUGUUCUCCCCGCCUGGUAGCAGCUGUGAGGCAGAUGCGAAAUAUCACCUCAUCAGGAUGAACUACUGUCCCUUUGGUUUAUAAUUCUGUAUGGCAGGAUGGAGCAGUUAUGAUAUGGGGAAUUUAUAUGAAUUUUAAACCCCCCAUCCCAANUCU
Cryptotermes secundus is the source of this 2613-nucleotide messenger RNA. RefSeq names its product conserved oligomeric Golgi complex subunit 7 (gene Cog7). Gene Ontology annotation, biological process: intracellular protein transport; retrograde vesicle-mediated transport, Golgi to endoplasmic reticulum; Golgi organization. The transcript has 14 exons. NCBI's taxonomy places the organism in Eukaryota, Metazoa, Arthropoda, Insecta, Blattodea, Kalotermitidae. Bases 290 to 2518 code for a protein of 742 amino acids. Gene Ontology annotation, cellular component: COG complex. The record is from RefSeq and is a predicted model, not a curated record.